Messenger RNA from Salvelinus namaycush (lake trout), 4053 nucleotides. RefSeq names its product SNF-related serine/threonine-protein kinase-like. Gene Ontology annotation, cellular component: cytoplasm. The record is from RefSeq and is a predicted model, not a curated record. The coding region runs from base 444 to 2900 and encodes 818 amino acids. Lineage: Eukaryota; Metazoa; Chordata; Actinopteri; Salmoniformes; Salmonidae. Gene Ontology annotation, molecular function: tau-protein kinase activity; ATP binding; protein serine/threonine kinase activity. Gene Ontology annotation, biological process: intracellular signal transduction; protein phosphorylation; microtubule cytoskeleton organization. The transcript has 8 exons.
AACUGCUGCCUCUAUCAGAUUCACACACGGAAGCUUUGAAUUAGCCGCAGUUAUUUUCAGUGCUCAAUCUAACUAAGUCUAGUGCCAUUGACAAGGCUGAAGACUGAUGUUAUCAGAGUACAUUGUACAGCCUAGUAGCCUAAUCGACGGUCGUUCUUCGAGGCAGUCUGCAUUGAAUUACUUAUAACGAAUGAACGCAGCAGGAAGGUCAGAAUUAGCCUACAUUGCAACUCACCGCAGCGCGGGCUGGAACGCAGACUGCACCAUGAGUUCCAGUUCACUAGCAGAAGACUGAUCUAAGCCAAAUUCAUCAUACGGUGGUAGAGGUCUCCCGUAGGCACAUAUCCAGGAUCAGUUCACCGUCCCAACUAUCCAGACUCUAAAAUGCAAAACUGAUCUUAUAUCAGCGUAUAGGGCCAACUUCAUCCCAAUCCCCAGCAGCCAUGGCAGGGUUCAAGAGGGGUCACGAUGGGAAGAUCGCCGGGCUCUACGACCUGGACAAGACGUUGGGACGAGGACACUUUGCCGUGGUCAAACUAGCACGCCACGUCUUCACGGGAGAAAAGGUAGCCGUGAAGGUGAUCGAUAAGUCCAGACUGGACCCAGUAGCCAGAGCUCACCUGUUCCAGGAGGUCAGGUGUAUGAAGCUGGUGCAACACCCCAACGUGGUGCGUCUGUAUGAGGUCAUCGACACGCAGACCAAGCUCUACCUAAUCCUGGAGCUGGGUGAUGGAGGGGACAUGUACGACUGCAUCAUGAAGCACGACGGAGGACUCACAGAGGAGGUGGCGAAGCGUUACUUUGCCCAGAUCGUCCAUGCCAUCUCCUACUGCCACCAGCUCCACGUGGUGCACCGUGACCUGAAGCCAGAGAACGUGGUGUUCUUUGAGAAGCAGGGCCUGGUCAAGCUCACUGAUUUUGGCUUCAGCAACAAGUUCCAGCCAGGGGAGAACCUGGCCACCUCCUGUGGCUCUCUGGCCUACUCUGCUCCAGAGAUACUGCUGGGAGAUGAAUAUGACGCGCCCGCUGUGGAUAUCUGGAGUCUGGGGGUGAUUCUGUUCAUGUUGGUGUGUGGCCAUCCACCCUUUCAGGAGGCCAACGACAGUGAGACCCUCACCAUGAUCAUGGACUGUAAAUAUACAGUAGCAUCACACAUCUCCUCAGCCUGCAGAGAUCUGAUUGACUGUAUGCUGCAGAGAGAUCCUAAGAGGCGGGCCACUGUGGAGCUGAUCCAGGGCCAUGAUUGGCUGCAGGGAGUCGACCCCUCCCCUGCCACCAAGCUGACCACACCCCUGGUGUCGUACAGGAGCCUAUCAGAGGAGGAGCACGGCAGUAUCAUCCAACGAAUGGCACUAGGUGGCAUCGCAGACAGGGACACCGUCACAGAAGCCUUGGAGUCUGACCAGUAUAACCACAUCACAGCUACAUAUUUCCUGCUGGCAGAGAGGAUACUGAGGGAGAAACAGGAGAGAGAGCAGAACAACCACACAUGGUCCAGCCCCAGUCACAAGGCCCAGUUCAGGCAGUCUUGGCCCACCAGAGUGGACGUGCACCAGGACAUGGGGGACGGUUUGGGGGGUACCCUCAUCUCCCACCCAGGGGGCCCCCAGUCCCCCGCCCGCAGUGCUGAGAGCCUGGUCCACCACGGACCCAGACCCAAAACAUCCCUACUGGACCUCAACCACAGACGGUUGGACAAUAACACACAACCCACACACACUCUGACCCUCCAGGCUGAUGACACACACACUACACACAAAGCACUCCCUCCUGUUGAUUCAACCAGAGAGCACCAGGACAGGGGCCUCCGGCCUCCAGUCAAGCCCCACUCCAUCCCCCUCAGGCUGGGCUCCCUGGCCUCCCCCACCCCCUCUAAACCACGGAGCCCCAGCCUCUUCAGCCUAGAUGAGGAGGAGGAAGAUGAGGAGGAGGAUGAGGAGGAUUCGUCUCCCUCGGUUCUCCCUUCUCAGGUGGUUCUCCGGCAUAACAUUGCCUCAUCUUCAUCCUCUUCCUCCCCUUCCUCUGUCUCUAACCGACUGACUUCUCGUAAGAGUGCACCCGUCCUCAACCAGAUACACGAGGAGGAAGGAGAGGAUGAGGAAGUAGAGAAGGAUAACAAGGAGAAGGAAGGAAUGAUAGAAGGAAAGAAGUGUGUGUUCAAGCCAGAACAAGCUUUCCUCAGCCUCCACACUGGGAUGUUGACGUCGCCAGGUGUGUCGUCCCCAGCAACGGUUACCAAGGUGGCAACAGUUGCCAUGGCGUCUCCCACCUCAGAGAGGAGAGAUGACAAUGACUCUGUGAGCCAGCGGAGACCGGACAUGGACACGACAGGACCAAGACAAGGAAGACCUAGCUUUGCCAGUGGUGGGGGAGACAGAGGUUGGAGUGGGGGAGACAGAGGAAGAGACAGCCCCUCUGCUGAUGGCUCAGGUACGGGGGCAGGACUAGGCUCAGCCAAAGCAGCCAGCGGAUUGGUGGAGAGCCUGAAGCUGAUGAGCCUAUGCCUGAGCUCCCAGUUCCACAGCCUGACAGCUGGGGGAGGAGGGGUAAGGGGGGGGAGCUUGGACCACCAGGACCAGCCAGUGUGGAGGAUGUGUAUGGGGGGCUCUACAGGCAGCCUGGAUAAGGUCUCUCUCCUGGGGGGUCCGUCGCCCGGGGGGACCCACCACCUCCAGCACCACCCCCUUGACCACUUCUCUGACCCACAGUUCGAGGCCCCGUCCUCGGGCACACUGAGGCUGGGUGAGCUGGACCUGGCCAGGGAGCAUCACCAGAACCUGAAGAACAGAGUGCUACAGAUGCCUCUCAGUGAUAAGACUAUGUCAGUUAAUAUACACAGGAGCCCCAAAGAGGGUCUGCUCUGUCCCCCUUCACCGCACAGCUGCUGCCAAGUCAUAUAGACCACAUCUAUCAUCCUUUCCACCCCCCCUUCCUGAGAUGGAACAACAUAAUUAUAGUUGCACAAUGACAAUCUUUAGUUCAUCCAUGUUUUUAGACAAUCAUAUUUCAGUUAUUUUAAUGCUGACUGAAAAUAGGUGGGGACAUGACCUUGUGUUGUGAAUGAAAUGAGAAGUUUAAAAGAUAAUAUCAUAUUAACCAUCAGGGCAUCUGCUGUAAUUGGUUGAAAUGCAGUCUGUUACAACUACAUUCUCUUCACAGUUUCUGUUGUUAGUCUUGGACAGACACACACAAACACUCUCCAUUUGUGACUCUGUAAAUAUGUGUAAAUACAAAGUAGUACUUUAGUAGUACAGUACUUCUAUUAGCAGUGCUUCCAGUAGAGCUGUGAUGAGUUCUAGUCAGACCCUGACCACUAUCAGGGUUGGGCUCAAUGCCAUUUAAAUUCAGUCAAUUCAGACAGAAUUUUGUCAUAAAGAAGAUUUGAGGAAAAUUGGACUUGGAAUUUCCGUUUACUUCCUUAUUUGACUGAAUUGAAAUUUAAUUGACCCCAACCGUGACCACUACAACCCCGUAGAGUGUUCCAAGCCAAGACAUUAACAGUAUCACCCCUGCAAGUGUUGCUCUGUUGUGACGGUGUUUGACAUAUUCUUGUGCGAUAUCUAACUAUCUAAGUAUGUAGUUGCCAGUGCAUGUGUUCUAUUGUACAAGACGACUUCUAGAGUUUAAACAUCCACCUGGGGACUGUUCCAGUAAGCAGGAUCAAUGAUUUAGCCAGCUAACUGUCCUAAAUAUUCUAAAAUAACUUCAUAUUUUCCAGAAAUAUAGAUUUGAAAUUAGCAUGGUGUAAUUGACUUGACAACCAACAACAGUUUAGCUUUCAAAAUGAACCAGAAAAAUUAUGAUAUAUAUAUAUAUAUAUAUAUAUAUGACUGUUUUUACAGUUAGCUGGCUAACUUAAUGACACUGCUUUCUAGAACACCCUACCUGUACUGCACUAUGACACUGUAAUGGCCUAAAACUAUGUCACUCCGCCUCACACAACAAAUUGUACAACAACAACCACAACAAUAUAUAUUCCAAUAGAUAUGUAUUGAGCCUAAUGUACUGUACUGUAUAUGGUAAUGUAUAAAAAUAAACUGUUGUGAAUAAGAA